Molecule: messenger RNA, 3353 nt
Organism: Budorcas taxicolor (takin)
Lineage: Eukaryota; Metazoa; Chordata; Mammalia; Artiodactyla; Bovidae
Gene: YAP1
Product: Yes1 associated transcriptional regulator
Exons: 9
Coding region: 1-1524 (507 amino acids)
Biological process (GO): hippo signaling; positive regulation of transcription by RNA polymerase II
Cellular component (GO): cytoplasm; nucleus
Molecular function (GO): transcription corepressor activity; protein binding; transcription coactivator activity
Source: RefSeq, a predicted model, not a curated record
AUGGAUCCCGGGCAGCCCCCGCCGCAGCCAGCCCCCCAGGGCCAGGGGCCGCCGCCCGCACAGGGCCCCCAGGGCCAGGGCCCGCCGUCCGCGCCUGGGCAGCCCGCGCCCCCGGGGCCCCCGGCGGCUCCGCAGGCCCCCCCCGCCGGCCACCAGAUCGUGCACGUCCGGGGGGACUCGGAGACCGACCUGGAGGCGCUCUUCAACGCCGUCAUGAACCCCAAGACGGCCAACGUGCCGCAGACCGUGCCCAUGAGGCUCCGGAAGCUGCCCGACUCCUUCUUCAAGCCUCCCGAGCCCAAAUCCCACUCCCGACAGGCCAGUACGGAUGCAGGCACCGCUGGAGCACUGACUCCGCAGCACGUGCGGGCUCACUCGUCCCCCGCGUCCCUGCAGCUGGGAGCUGUGUCUCCAGGGACGCUGACCCCCACGGGAGUGGUCUCCGGCCCGGCAGCCGCACCGGCUGCUCAGCACCUUCGACAGUCUUCCUUUGAGAUCCCUGACGAUGUGCCUCUGCCAGCCGGCUGGGAGAUGGCGAAGACAUCUUCUGGUCAGAGGUACUUCUUAAAUCACAUAGAUCAGACAACAACCUGGCAGGACCCCAGGAAGGCCAUGCUCUCCCAGAUGAACGUCACCGCCCCGACCAGCCCACCGGUGCAGCAGAACAUGAUGAAUUCGGCCUCGGGUCCUCUUCCUGACGGAUGGGAACAAGCCAUGACUCAGGAUGGAGAAAUAUACUAUAUAAACCACAAGAACAAGACCACCUCUUGGCUAGACCCCAGGCUUGACCCUCGUUUUGCCAUGAACCAGAGAAUCAGUCAAAGUGCUCCAGUGAAACAGCCACCCCCGCUGGCCCCCCAGAGCCCACAGGGAGGAGUCCUGGGUGGUGGCAGUUCCAACCAGCAGCAACAGAUGCGGCUGCAGCAGUUGCAGAUGGAGAAAGAAAGACUGCGACUGAAGCAGCAAGAACUGCUUCGGCAGGUGAGGCCCCAGGCAAUGCGGAAUAUCAAUCCCAGCACAGCCAAUUCUCCAAAAUGUCAGGAAUUAGCUCUCCGUAGCCAGUUACCAACACUGGAGCAGGAUGGUGGGACUCAAAAUCCAGUAUCUUCUCCUGGGAUGUCUCAGGAAUUGAGAACUAUGACGACCAAUAGCUCAGAUCCCUUUCUUAACAGUGGCACCUAUCACUCUCGCGACGAGAGCACAGACAGCGGACUGAGCAUGAGCAGCUACAGCGUCCCUCGGACCCCCGACGACUUCCUGAACAGUGUUGAUGAGAUGGAUACAGGUGACACUAUCAACCAAAGCACCCUGCCCUCCCAGCAGAACCGUUUCCCAGACUAUCUUGAAGCCAUUCCUGGGACAAACGUGGACCUCGGAACCCUGGAGGGAGAUGGGAUGAACAUAGAAGGGGAGGAGCUGAUGCCGAGCCUGCAAGAAGCGUUGAGCUCUGACAUCCUCAACGACAUGGAGUCUGUUUUGGCCGCCACCAAGCUAGAUAAAGAAAGCUUUCUUACGUGGUUAUAGAGCCCUCAGGUAGACUGAAUUCUAAAUCUGUGAAGGAUCUAAGGAGAUAAGACCUAUACCUGAAAUUUCCAGUUAAGCCAGGGGCAGUCUUCUGGCUAAUACAGAAAAAGAUGAACAAACGUCCAGCAGGAUUCUUUCAUCCACUAUUUUGCUCUUCUUGUCCAUUGCUGCUGUUAAUAUAUUGCUGACCUCUUCCAUAGUUGGCUCUAAGGAAUCAAAAAAAAACUUUUGUUUCUUUUGCUAUUAUAACUACUGUUUGUUUUGGGGGCUGGGGGGAGUGAGCCUGUUUGGAUGAUGGAUGCCAUUCCUUUUGCCCAGUUAGAUGUUCACCAAUCAUUUUAACUAAAUACUCAGACUUGGAAGUCAAAUGCUUCAUGUCACAGCAUUUAGUUUGUUCAAGCAAUUGUUCUUCAGCUGCCUUUGGCCAGUGGAAAAACAUGACUUACUGGUCUAACAAGCCAAAAAUGUUGUAUCUGAUGUUUAGUACUUAGACUGAUUUGAAGAGCUAGCUGAAACCAAGGCUGAAGACUGUUUUACUUUCAGUGGGUUUUUUUUCCUCCUAGUGCUAUCAUUAGUCACAUAGUGACCUUGAUUUUAUUUUAGGAGCUUAUAAGGCUUGAGAUAAUUUCCAUAGAAAUAUAUUAAUUAUUGCCACAUACUCUAGUAUAGAUUUUGGUGGGUUUUAUUGUGGGUUUUUUGUUUGUUUUUCUUUUUUUUGGUCUUCAUCGGGAUUUUUAUUGUCUUAGGGGUUUUGUUUUGUUUUUUUCUUUUUUCCUCAGAAUCUAAGGCAAAUUACCAUUGUAGUGCAUCUGUUUAUACUUGUAGCUUGGGACAGUUAUUAUAGUUCCUUUGGUAAAUCUACAUGUCAUGGGUUUUUUUACCAUCCUAUUUAAAUCUUGGUAAUCAGCUCUCUUUAUAUAUACCCACACACACUUAAUAAUGUUUAUAAUAGUGUGAUAGCAGAAUGUAUCUUUUUUUUUUAGUUUUCCCUACUUUCCAAUUUAUUUUAAAAUGGUAGCUAUGAAUGUAUGCAUUUAGAAUACAAGACUAGUAGUUUAUAUUUCACAAGUAGUUUAAAUCCGGUUGGGGUAGUGUGCAGUUGGUGGUGGUUUAGUGUUCUAGAAAGGGCUGUUCUUAUGGAUAGUGCCUCCAGGAGUCUUGUAUGCCCUCUGGGCACACAGUGGAUAUUAUCUGCUGAAUUUGAAAGAAGUAAACAAGAAAUGGCUUUAUUAUCCCCUUUAGCUUUGGAAGAUUACCUUUGCCUUAGUUUUGGAAGUAAAAUCUAGUAGUUUAGUUCUCUUUUAUCAUGAACACAUUAAACACUACAUUGAAAUAUUGCCUACAAAGUUGUUUUUACUUAUAAGACUUGCUCCUACUUCUGUAUGCUGAGAAUUUACCCUGGAUAGUAUAUGGGAUACUGUACGGUCAUAAGUUAGCUGGUAAAGUGAUCAGAUUAAUGUAUAUUACUAGUUGAUUUUAGCAAAGAAAUAGAGAUAAUCAUGAUUAUACUUUUAUUUUUACUGGAAGAGAUAUAACUAGAGUAUGUGUCUACAGGAAUAAUAAUGUUUUCCAAAGAGUAUUUUUAAAGGAACAAAAUGAGCAUGAAUCAACCCUUCAGUAUAAGCUAUGAAGUAAUACUUGCUUGUGAAUUACAGUGGCAUCAGCUAGCACCUCUACGAUUAAGGGUCUUUCAGUGUUUAUAGAGUAAGCCCUUAUUUUCAAGGGUUUAGAAGACAUAAAAUCUCUCUUUUCCUGGCUAAAACUGCUAUGAAAAGCCUCAGCUUAGGAAAACCUCAGGUGGGGUUGGUUUUUUUUUUUUUUUUUUUUUU